GUGACAGAGAGUCAGGAUUAGCGCUCUGCUGAGGGGAUCAGGUGGGAGAAGUUUUCCACUGGACCCGCUCUGGCUCUCCUCCUCCGUCCCGCUGGGAGCAGGUGGGCCACUCGCCUGAGGACUCAAGUGACUUGUUAGGGUCUCCGGACGGUCACAUGACAGAUUCACCUUCAGUGUUUUCGGGGCUUCGGACCGUUCACCUGGAACAUUCCGCCUGGAGCGUGGACAUCCUCAAUUUGUUCAUUUGUUUUCCUCCUCCGCCUCACUUUGCUCUCCCCCUCCCCUCCCCUCCUCUUUUCCAUCUUCCCUCCCGGACCAGCAAGUGAGAAUGUGACCUUCUGCCAAAGUGCUGGAAAGCAUGCCACCGCCACAGCGGGCUCCUCUGGUGCUGAAAUAGACUCAAACAAGUCCAGGGAGGAGGAAGAGGAAGGGAGAGGGGGAAACGGGAGGAAACAAAGGGACGGCUGGAGGCGCGGACGGGAUGAGUGGAGACGAUCCGGGGCUGGAUGCGGAGCACAGGCAGUAGGCGAUUGAGAUGGGCGUCCUCGUAGGCUGCUGGAGCGACUCCCCCUGGUGGCCGCCGCUGCUUCUUCUGCUCCUGCUCGGUGAUGCCCCCUGCUGCACGGGCAGGCCGUUUGGGCUUCCUGCGCCGUCGGUGAACGUGGCCGUGGUGUUCAGCGGCUCCACGUACCAGUCGGAGAUCAAGGGGCGGCUGAGCCGGGAGAACUUCAUGGACCUGCCCCUGGAGGUGAACCCCAUCACUGUGCUAGUGAACAACACGAAUCCCCGAGCGCUGCUGACACGCAUCUGCGACACAUUGUCCACCAACCGCGUCCAUGGCGUGGUGUUUGAGGACAACGUUGGAUCGGAGGCGGUGGCCCAGAUCCUGGACUUCAUCUCCACGCAGACCGCGGUUCCCAUUGUGGGCAUCAGCGGAGGGUCCGCCGUCGUCCUGCCAUACAAGGGUGAAGGCUCCAACUUCCUGCAGCUGGGCUCGUCCAUCGAGCAGCAGAUCAACGGCAUGUUCAAGGUGAUGGAGGAGUACAACUGGGACAGCUUUGUGGUGAUCACCAGCCUCUACCCGGGCUACGAGGCCUACGUGGAUCACGUCAAGUCCUUCACAGAUACCAGCUACUUCCUGUGGGAGCUUCAGGACGUCCUGACUUUCGACAUGUCCGCCGACACCUUAAACGACCUGCGGGCGCGGAGGCUGCUGCAGCAGAUCGACGCUCAGGUGCUGCUGGUCUACUGCUCUCACGAGGAGGCGCAGUACCUCUUCAGCAUGGCGAGGGAGGCCGGACUCCUGGGGCCCGGGUACAUCUGGAUUAUACCCAGCCUGGCAGUAGGAAACCCGGAUAUCCCCCCGCCAGAGAGCUUCCCUGUAGGACUCAUCAGCAUCAUCACGGACCGCUGGAGAAUGAGUCUGAGGAAGAGGGUGCGAGACGGCGUGGCCAUCGUCGUCAAAGGGGUGCAGAGCUUCCAGAAGCAGAGGGGGUUCAUUCCUGAAGGCCAGAGCGACUGCCACGUCCCGGUGAAGCACUCGGCCGCUAACCACACCUUGUUCCGACACAUGCUGAAUGUAACCUGGGAGCACAACGACUUCUCCUUCAACAGCAAUGGCUACCUGGUCAACCCCUCCAUGAUCAUCAUCACCCUGGACCGGGAGAGGACCUGGGACAAGGUGGGGAACUACGAGAUGGGCGUCCUGCAGAUGAGGUAUCCGGUGUGGCCGCGCUACGGCUCCUACCUGGAGCCCGUGUCCGACUACAGGCACCUGACGGUGGCCACUCUGGAGGAGCGGCCCUUUGUCAUCGUGGAGGCCGUGGACCCCGAGACCGGCACCUGCGUCAGCAACACCGUUCCGUGCCGCCGGCAGUCCAACAAGACGGAGGCCAUUGUGGGUCACACGGAGCCGUACACCAAGCUGUGCUGCAAGGGCUUCUGCAUCGACAUCCUGAAGAAGCUGUCCCGCACCAUCAAGUUCUCCUACGACCUCUACCUGGUCACCAACGGGAAGCACGGCAAGCUGGUGCGAGGCAUUUGGAACGGAAUGAUUGGAGAGGUGUUCUACAAGCGAGCGGACAUGGCCAUCGGCUCACUCACCAUCAACGAGGAAAGGUCGGAGAUCAUUGACUUCUCUGUGCCGUUCGUGGAGACCGGGAUCAGCGUCAUGGUGGCUCGGAGCAACGGCACGGUCUCGCCUUCUGCGUUCUUAGAACCGUACAGUCCGGCCGUGUGGGUCAUGAUGUUCGUCAUGUGUCUGACCGUGGUCGCCAUCACCGUCUUUGUCUUCGAAUACUGCAGUCCGGUGGGCUACAAUCGCAGCUUGGUCAGUGCCAAAGAUCCCGGCGGUCCCACCUUCACCAUCGGGAAGUCCGUGUGGCUGCUGUGGGGAAUCGUCUUCAAUAACUCCGUCCCCAUCGAGAACCCCAAAGGAACCACCAGUAAGAUCAUGGUGCUGGUCUGGGCCUUCUUCGCCGUCAUCUUCUUGGCGUCCUACACUGCCAACCUGGCUGCCUUCAUGAUCCAGGAGCAGUACAUCGACACGGUGUCGGGCCUCAGCGACAAGAAGUUCCAGAAGCCACAGGAGCAGUACCCUCCUUUCCGCUUCGGCACCGUCCCAAACGGCAGCACUGAGCGAAACAUCCGGAGCAACUACCCGGAGAUGCACGCCCACAUGGUCAAGUACAACCAGAAGGGCGUGGAGGACGCGCUCAACAGCCUGAAAACCGGGAAGCUGGACGCCUUCAUCUACGACGCGGCGGUGCUCAACUACAUGGCCGGGAAGGACGAGGGCUGCAAGCUGGUGACCAUCGGCAGUGGGAAAGUGUUCGCCACCACCGGCUACGGCAUCGCCCUCCAGAAGGAUUCCCGCUGGAAGCGACUGAUCGACCUGGCGCUGCUGCAGUUCCUAGCCGACGGCGACACCCAGAAGCUGCAGACCGUCUGGCUCACGGGAAUCUGUCGCAACGAGAAGAAGGAGGUGAUGAGCAGCAAGCUGGACAUCGACAACAUGGCGGGCGUCUUCUACAUGCUGCUGGUGGCCAUGGGCCUGAGCCUGCUGGUGUUCGCCUGGGAGCACCUGCUCUACUGGAAGCUCCGCCAUUCCGUCCACAAGUCGGAGCGGCUGGACUUCCUGCUCGCCAUCAGCAGGGGCAUCUACAGCUGCUUCAACGGUGUGGAGCACACCGAUCGCAGCAGCAGCAUGCAGAGUCCAGACAUCACCACCAACUACUCGCAAGCCAACAUGCUGAAGAUGCUCAAGACGGCCAAAGACAUGGUGUCUUCCGCCAGAGUGGAGAACUCUCUGGACAACGCCACCAAGACCAUCGAGAACUGGAGCAGACGAGGAGCCGAGAACGUGCGGACGGGCCUCUCUCCCAGAGUGACGGCCACCGACUUGAACCACGGUCGCCUGCCUUACAUCUCCAGCAUCACUGACAACCACUCGCCGUACCCCCAGAGGGCGCUCACGCCGACCUUCCCCGUUCCUUACGGGGACUCCGCCACUCAGCCGCUGCUGGACAAGCCUCGCGUGGUGACCCGGCCCACGCCGCUCCGCUACACGCUGCCCGCUCGCAACUCCUCGCACAUUUUGGAGCGGACUCUUCCCAUCUCCAGCCUCAGCAGCCCACAUCUCGCCAUGGGUGGUGACGCCGCCUCUCCCGGCACAAGCCUUCCUCACCACAGACUCUACGUGGAGAACCCGGCCAGGCAGCCCGCAUCCUCCUUCCUUCCUUACAGGGAGGUCCACACCCCCAGCAUCUACCUGGAGCACAAGGUUCCGCUGAGAAGAAAGUUCAGUUACCCGCCUGACUGCGUGAGCCGGAGGAGACGGUCCCACAGCUACCUGUUCUCUGACGCCCUGGAGCCGAGGGGGAAAGACGACUACGACGAACCACGGGCUUGUCUUGCGGAGCUGAGAGCCAACCACCUGCUCAACAACCAGGCCGCAGUCGCUGGCCCUUCAGGAUUCUACCCUGGCGGCAGCUGCAACUCCUGCAUGAAGUCCUACCUGGAGCCCGACUUGGAUGACAUACCUCUGCUGGGGAAGGACAAACUCAACCGCCGGGCCUCCUUCCUUAAAGCCACGUGGGGUAACGACAGGAUUCGGCAGGCGGACGAGACCAAGCCUUCCGCGUCCGGCCGCGGGGACGUGCCAGAUCUCUUCCCCAGAGUGGUGCUCGCCAGUUCCAAGCCGCACAAGCUUUACGGCAGUCUGGGCCACAACCUGUCCUGCUACCCCUUAGCUGCCGAGCCCGCCUACUUGGACCCGGCCCACAUGGGCUCCUAUCCUUACAAGCAGAAGGUCAAGUAUGCCGACUCCGCCCAGCUACCCUCCUACCGCGAGGCCAUCUUGCAGAAUGCGGCCGCGUUACGACGCUCGUCCUCGACCCUGCUGCACAGACACUACUCCUCCUACCUGAACUCCUACACAGACUCACCCGUGUGUGUGGGGCCGCCGGCCCAGUUCUACGAGGCUUCGAAAGACGUGUGCCACUUGUAUCCCUGCACCAGCCGCUGCUCAGACAACACGGCCAUGCUUCCCCGUGUGGGCGGCCGACUGGGUUUCCACAACAAUUUGCUCGGGGUGUAUGAGGGAUCAGGCAAGCGGGACGAGCCCGGCAGCCGGGAACGAAGGCAGGUUUUGGUGGCGCGCAGAGUGAACAGUCCCUAUGUGCCAAAGCCAUGGGGCAGGGUGUCCAGCCUGGAGUCCGAGGUCUGAGCUGUGCCCUUGUCAGACCCCCGGGCGGUCGGACUGCGACCCCUGUCCGCAUGUCUCCCAGCCUUUGGUUCAAGCAAAAAGUGAAACUCCACACCGCUAGUGUACUUGAGAGCGCGACUCUCCACUCUCAGUGCAAUAAACCGCCGGGCAGCACGAGAACGACUGCUGAGACUUUUCACGCCAAACUGGACUGACUCAAGUAUUUAUGAAGAAUUUAACCUCCUGAUUGUUAACUAAAGGACUUUUGAACGCUGUGCAACUGAGGAAGACUGUGGGAGACGAUAUACUCCAGCCUCUCCACGUGACAUUCAUUUCCUCCUCAUCGGCCCUUUUACGUUAGUGAGUCACGCCAUCAUUUGGAGCCAAACCCACAACAAAGUCUUCCAGGAAGUCGACCAACUCAGCUACUUCUUUUACGCAGAAACGCGACGUUUUUAUCAGCGACUCAAAUUACGAAGAAGACCUCAUCUGUCGUUCACUUUCUUAAAGCAUAUUAAAGUAUUUAAAGGUACAGUGGUGAGUUUUUCAGUGUCUGAUUCGCGAGUGGAUCACGUGCAGCUGACAGUGACUUCAGUGAUAUGGGCGAGUAAAUAGACUGAAGUAAAGUUGCCAUGGUUUGGCAUCACUUCACUGCUGAGUCCAUCAGGGAUCAACCGGCCUGAAGCGUCAUCAACAUCAAGCAGAGAGCUUCAUGCUGAGUGCAACAAAAGGCGCCAGCAUCACCAUAAAAAGCAUGUCAGGCAGUGAGAGUGUGAUCACGCCGGUGUCACGUGACGGCCAUGAAGAGGAGCCUGGGGUUGGACAACACAGUUACCAGUCCGUAAGUCAAACCGAAGACAUGAGAAGGCCGGACACGAUCUUUAUUCACGGCCAAAACCCAAACGUGAGUGGAAAAUGAGCUGACACGCACGUUGCUAACAGCCACUCGAGGGCAACACACACAAACAAGCAGCUGUUUUAUUCAUGAGCAUAUGGACGGUGACGGCCGCGAGCCUGGAGUCUGACUUCAUUUCCCCUCUCCACACUCGCCACUAAAGCCAGGGUCUCUGGAAGGCCACCAAUUUUGGUGGUUGACCACUGGCUUCCUCACCAGGGCUGGACAGCAACACAACCGCAUGAAAGCUUCCACACACAACACCUUGGCAAGUCAAGACAGCCGGAGAAUCUGCUCUCCAAGAGUCCAGUACCAUCGCCUUGUUUCAUUCACUCUGCGAUGAAGGAGAAGACGGACGCGGCGCCCUCGGCCCCGAGACGAACCACGGCGUGACGGCGCUUAUGUAUUCUGCCCCGCGCCUGGAAGUGAUGAGGGCCCGGCUGAUUGCCGCCGGGAUGAUAAAUGAUUCCUGGCGCUCCGAUCGAAAAUAUCAUUCCUUUGUGCAGGGCGAGCGACUGGAGCGUCUGCAGGCAAAACGGACGACGCUGACAGUAGAACAGGAGGAUGAAAGAGCAGCGCCGCUUUCAUGUCGGAGGGGAGAAGAGCAGCCCGUCGUGUCGGCUGCCUCUCUCUGACUGGCUGGCCACCGCCACCAUCUGGAGCCUGUUUCCAAAACCAGCCACUGGCGUCAUGCGACCGGUGAUGAGCUCCUGGUGUGGCGGAGCAUCGCGCUGGUGUCUCCACGUCAGGCGAACCCUCGCCCGAGCUUUCUGUGCUGACGGAGCUCAUUUGGAUGAAUCCUCCCAGAUCAUUCUUCGGCGAGCGCCUCCGGGAACCACUUUCAGAUAUAUAUUCAGUGAGUGAAGUUCUCAAGCGCUGACUGGUUCACGCCAACGAUCAGGUUCAAGGUAAAGGCUCUCUCCACCGAGGAAGCGUCCCAGAGCAAGACGUUCUGCAAACCCCAUCUUUUUUUGGUUUUGUCAUUACUGCGCAGAAAGUCCGUAAAAUCCCGCCCAAUUCACUGCAAAAGUAGCCAAGACCAGCCAGAACAAUGUUCCACCCACCUACUGGCGUGCGUUUUAAAAGUACACGGAUAGCAGUCAAGAGCGUCACAAAGAAUGUGGUGCGUAUCAAACAACCUCCAAUCAUUUUUGACUUAUUGAUAUUUGCAAGAGCUGCGGUCAAAAUUGGAGAAAAAAUGUUGGCCAAGUUGUUGGCAAGUUUACAGUUUGGUGGACGUUCUCAUAUUCUGUGCGCUUCACCACGUGCUGACUUGCCACAAGGCGCGUGUACGAGACGUACCUUCCUCAGCUGCUGCAGCUCUGGUCCCGGCCACGUCUUGACUGUUCCUACUCUUGAAGUAGGGACCGUCUCACCACGUGACGGCGGUGGAUCCAGGUGGAGCAAAAAAAACAAACAAACAACCGUUAAAUAAAUACGUGUCUCUUUGAGCAAACAGGCGACAUUCAAACACCACCUGAAGGCCUUUCAUCCCACAGCCGAGAGAAUGUGGAUGAGAACAAUGGGUCAGCUGCUCCUCCACCGCACGGACGUCACGUGGCCUUUGGUGAUAGAGAAGCACAAUGGUGUGAAUGAUUGAAGUCUGUCAGGAUGGAACGUUGACUCGUGAAAGAGCUGAGCCAGAGCGCUCAUCUUUGACUUGCAGUGGAGCCGCUGCUUCUGCUCACAGUGAGAGGCAGCGGAGGGUGAGUGAUGGUGAUGUGCCGGACGUGAGCUGGCGUUGAAGGAUCUGGCCUCUGAUGAACUGAGGAGCCAAUAAAAAGAAUCCAAGAAUUCGUGGUAACAAAUGGACGGGACGAGUGGUGGAGCGAGACCCCAUCUCGCUCGCGAGUCUUCUGUCAGACUCUGAUUUACUCCCUCCAUCAGUCUGGAGGCAGAGCCCGGCCAAACUGGGGGAGGGGAGGCGCGGCUCAAUCUCACGUCGGUGUUUACUCGGGCGCUCUGGUUUCCGCCCCAAGACAAGCCAGAGGGAGGAUAUGUGAACAAAGACGCACACAGUCAGAUGAAUCCCUGCCAUAUAUACUGUACCCCACACUACACUUCCAACACGGUCGCACCUGCAACAGGAUUUGAAAUGAAAUGUCUCGUCAUAUGAGACGUGAACGUGACGCCAAGUCACAGCCGUCAUGCCACAAUCCAACAGCAGGGCGGCGACUGAAGCCACGCACCGUGUCGCUCCGACACACCAGUUUAAAAUGUGAAUCCUUUACACAAGUUUUUAAUUUUUUGACAAGUCAAACAAAAAGGCGAGGUGGCGUGAUUCACGGGGGCAGGAAAAAAAAAAAACACAAACCGAGCCACAGAUUGAGACAGUGAUGUGGAGAAGGCACAAUCCUCAUCAUCCUCCCCACAGAUGAAACACGUUCAGGUGUCAGUCAAAGUCAGGUUUUGUUCCAAAGAGCAGCGGAGAUCUGGGACCUGGAGCAACAACACGGGAUUCCACUUCCACAUGACAAAAGAGUGAAAAGAAUCUGAGGCAAGGACAGAGGUUCCACCAGACAGAGGUCCAUGAAGAAGCCCAGUCAACUCGCAACUAUUUUCACACGAGAAGUAAAAUGGUCAUCGGAACCAUGGAAUUCAAAUUUCAGAUCAGAGGGGGACUUGACACCAGAUGGGUCGACAACAUGGGAAAAAAAACAGCCAGACAUCUAUUGGCAAAUGGCUGUGAUUUAGUUGUGGGUUUUGUUGACAGUACUGUUUGUCUAGGGUCACUUCAGGUCAACUUUUUGGGUCUGAAAUGUUCUCAACUGCAAGGAUGAGUGUGGUGUUAUGGAUCCGAAGCUACCACGAGAGUGAUGUCAGGGCCAGUUCUGUUGGCGGUCGCAGCUGAAAACCAUCCCUCCGCUUCCUCUUCACGAGUUCUUUAGCCGCGCAUCGGCCGCGGUGAGUUCCGGCGGCUGUCCAGGCACCAGUCGGGCGGGAGUCCUCAUUUCUUGGUUUCGUUGAGGAUGAUGUUGGCGGUGACAAACAUGAGGCAGAAAACGGCCCACAUCACGACGAACCACACCCAGAAGGCGUGGCGGAACGGCGAGCGGUGCUUGUUGAUGGCGUCCCGGCCCAUCACCGGCUGCACGUGGCGCCGGCCGUAGUGGACCAGCAGCGCCGGGACGAUGUACUGGAUGCCGGUGCCUGCGUAAGAGCCGGUGAUGCCCACCAGGGACUCCAGGUUGUGGGUGCAGAACGCCACCAGGAUGGGAGGCACCAGGGUGAUGAGCGGGAAGACCACGCGGUCCACCACCCACGGGUAGGUGCCGCCGUCGCGGUGGAAGAGAGUCUUCCAGUUGUUGCGCAGUGUGACGGCAAUGAUGGGGAAGUUGGUGCUGAUGGUGAAGACGGGGAAGAGGCCCAGGAAGUAGCGCAGCACGGGGAGGUCCAGCACGUCGCAGUUGUCGGUGAAGUUGAGCGUGUACAUGUCGUGCAGCAGCGAGCUCUGGAAGCAGAAGAUGGCGGUGAAGGAGAGCAGCACGUAGAAGCCCAGGAUCAGGACGUAGUCGGCCAGCACCAGGACGCCCACGCGCCUCUUGUUGGCGAUGGGCGUGAGGAGCGACGGCAGCGAGUGCUGGCACAUGAAGGAGUAGACGCAGACGCCGAAGAGGU
Molecule: messenger RNA, 9218 nt
Organism: Synchiropus splendidus (mandarinfish)
Lineage: Eukaryota; Metazoa; Chordata; Actinopteri; Syngnathiformes; Callionymidae
Product: glutamate receptor ionotropic, NMDA 2C-like
Exons: 13
Coding region: 536-4726 (1396 amino acids)
Biological process (GO): long-term synaptic potentiation; monoatomic ion transport; excitatory postsynaptic potential
Cellular component (GO): postsynaptic density membrane; plasma membrane; NMDA selective glutamate receptor complex
Molecular function (GO): transmitter-gated monoatomic ion channel activity involved in regulation of postsynaptic membrane potential; NMDA glutamate receptor activity
Source: RefSeq, a predicted model, not a curated record